Messenger RNA from Oncorhynchus gorbuscha (pink salmon), 2604 nucleotides. RefSeq lists its product as uncharacterized. The record is from RefSeq and is a predicted model, not a curated record. Lineage: Eukaryota; Metazoa; Chordata; Actinopteri; Salmoniformes; Salmonidae. The transcript is spliced from 7 exons. Bases 192 to 1976 code for a protein of 594 amino acids.
UUUUUACUUCUAUGUUUUGGAGAAGAAGAAGAAAAUAUCUCCCACUAUCCAGCUAGUCGGAGUGGUCUAUCGCUUGCUUUGACCGCUGAUUUGUUACUUAUAAUCAUCCCAAACAACUCCUUCCUUUUAUAUUAGAAGAAAUAGCUAUAUGAAGAGUCUCCGGUGUAAAGGGGAAACGGCUCCAACUCACGAUGGAAGACUGCUUGCACACUUCUUCAGAGAACCUGUCUAAGCUGGUCCGCUGGGCCCACAGUCACGGCACCAUCUGUGCUCUCAUCCCGAACCUCAAACACCUGCUUACCGAGGGUUCCCAUGGGAACCUAACCGCCAUGUGGGGGUGCAGCGCGGGCCACGCCUACCACUGGCCCCUCCCCGCCACCUGUAAAACCGGCCAGAAGGAGCGGGGGGGCUGCUUCCAGGACAGCCGAAGCAUCAACUCAGACAGCCUCAGUGUCCAGGGAGGGGCCUCAGCCCGUCAAAGCAGCCCAGGAGGUGAGAGGUUUCUGGGCCACUCCACCAAGGCCAAGGGAGGUGACAGCAGCCAGACACGGGAGUCCUGCGACUUCUCCAACUGCAGCGACGACAACACUGAGGCUGACGACAACACAGAGGAGUAUAACAACAACCUGUUUGAUAUUGUCUGUGAGUCUUCAGCCACGACAGACGAGGAUGGAGACGUAGACUACGAGCCUCAUCACAGACCCAGGAAGAGGGGUCCCCCGGGGGGCAUGCCCGGCCCCCAGAGACCAGGGUCUGAGGACAGGGGACAGGGGGACAAGUCAGUGAAGAAGAUCAAGCAGGAGACUGCUGAGGACUUUUACACAGUACCUAAAGCCCAGCUAGCAGCAGGGGUAGGUACUGACUCUGGCCUAGCCUCUCACUCAGUCUCCCAGUCCCCAAAACCUAAUAAUUCCCUGUCCCACCAUGCAUUGCCACACAAACCCUUGCAGCUGGACGCCGACUGUUUGGUUGGUGGUGUGUCGUCGUCUCUGCUGGGCCACUCCUUUCCUCACAAACCUCUCCGAGGCUCUAUCUCCAGCUCUGUCUCCAAACCUUCCAUGAUGAGCACUAGUUCUCCCAGACAUCAGGACCUGUCUUCGGUGUCGACCCAGGGCCUGAGCACCCUCCCUGGUGCAGGUAGUGAGCUGAUGGAGGACCUGCUGAACCAUGGAGGAUCUGAGGGGCCGUUGGGGAACCUGACUCCCUCCUCUCCCAGUGGGAUGAACCCUGACCUGGACCUCCUGGGAGCAGAGACCAAAGGAGAGGCAACAGUGGGACCAGCUCUGUGUGAAAUAGAGCGGCUGCGAGCAUUGCUGAGUGUUGAGCGGAGCCGCAGUGAGCAGAUGGGGGAGACCAUCUCCAGUCUGAAACAGGACAAGGAGCUGCUGCAGCAGGAACUCACUAAGAAGGCUGAACUCAUCUGUGACUUCCUGCAAGACCAACUACGACCAGGUACGCUCUUACUACGCCCAGAGAAGAGGCGUGGUCUUUCGUCCAGCCAGAUGGAGCUGGGGACGGGUAGCUCCUCCCACAUGGGGGUGGGUUUCCCUGAUGAGGGUGUGGCUUUUGAGAACCCCGCCCUAUUCGACAGCUUUGAGGAGGUGGAGCUCCACAGGGUGAUGAAGAGCUCCAAGAGGAGCAGAGAUGGAGAGAACACACGAGUUAGGAUGAAGAACGUGGUGGGCGUCAUCGCCAGGUACAUGGCGGCCCUGCAGGAGUUCAGACGCAGCGUCUCCAUGAAGGUGGCGUUCGACCGCGUGGGCGUCGACCGCAACACCAUCUCACGGACGGCCGCCAUCGCCGAGCUGAGCCUGGCCGCUCCGGAGGUGUUCCACGCUCUGCCACCUUGGGACGAGAAAGAGGAGACGCUGGCUCACUACGCCCACCGCUGCAGGCAGGCCAUGGACGACACCAUCCGAGCCAAGAUCAAAACCAUGAAAACCAAGGGAGACCUGCUGCCCAUAGUCAGCAAAUGACCCCAGAGAAGGAAGGUGUGUCCUCGGGAUGCCUGUAGGACAAACCAGACCAACACCAUCUGCGGUAGAUUACCUGCUCGGUGUUUUAACGUGUAGAUUGUUCAGGAACUGAACAGAAAAUGGGGGCUGGUGUUCUGUGGUCAAAGGCGAUGGGACGGCCUACGUUCUUCGUGUUGGUCUGUCUUGUCCUUUAUGAUAAAAGCCUGGUCCACAGAUCUGUUUGUGUUGUCGUGCCAAGUUGGAAAGACGACACAAACAGGUCUGGGACCAGGCUUGACCUCUGAUCCCCAGUGAUGCUCGACUGCCAUUUCAAAACAAGUGAAAUGUUGUUAUUGCUCCGUCCCAUUUGUCUGCCCACCCCCACUAUGACCUUAACCCAUCAAUGAUGACAGACACCAUGACUAUCAUUAAAAAACACAUUGUAGUGCACCAAUGUUUGAUUUACUGUAAUGUGUAACAUUUAUUUAGUCUUUUGAACGAUGUGCUAAUGCUUUUGAAGUGUUUUUAGUAGUGGAGAACAACAUUGGAAAAUAUUAUUCAAAUAAGGAUCUUAUUUUUGUCAAGAGUUUUUCCGGUACUUUUGGUGGUCUAUGUAGUGUUGUUUUUAAAGAGAUUCUCCAGUACCUUU